Theobroma cacao (cacao) is the source of this 2623-nucleotide messenger RNA. It is a transcript of the gene TT8, whose product is annotated as basic helix-loop-helix (bHLH) DNA-binding superfamily protein. Lineage: Eukaryota; Viridiplantae; Streptophyta; Magnoliopsida; Malvales; Malvaceae. The record is from RefSeq and is a predicted model, not a curated record. Gene Ontology annotation, molecular function: protein dimerization activity.
AUUUCUUGGGCCACUAAAACAAAUCUCUCCUCAAAGUCAUCUACCUUUUAAAUCUUUCUGUGCCAUUCUUUUCUCUCUCACCUGUUGGUCUCUUCUUCUGCUAUAUACCUUCUCUUCCUUCCUCGGACUUCUCCGUCUACCCUUCCUUUUUGUUCCUCCUUUUUUUUUUCUCUUUUUGCAGUUAGGGACUAAAGGGUUCUUUGAUUUCAACUGAAGAUGAUGAUAGGAUGAUUGAUGAAUCUCCUUUCCGUUUCUUUACUAAUCUUAGUGGCUCCAAAGGAAUUUUUUUUCCUUUGUUCUCUUUCUGACAUUAAUAUCCUUGCUCAAAUUUGAAAGCAAGUAAACAUUUGAGAGAUAGUAAAGUUGUGAGUAAAGUUGGAAGAAUGGCUGCGCCGCCUAGUAGCAGGCUUCAGAAUAUGUUGCAGGAGGCGGUGCAAUCAGUUCAAUGGACGUACAGUCUUUUCUGGCAAAUUUGUCCACAACAAGGGAUCUUAAUAUGGUCAGACGGAUACUACAAUGGUGCAAUUAAGACUAGAAAGACAGUACAACCUAUGGAGGUUAGUGCCGAGGAGGCAUCUUUGCAAAGGAGCCAGCAGCUUAGAGAGCUCUAUGAGUCAUUGUCUGCAGGAGAGACGAACCAGCCAGCCCGGCGACCUUGUGCAGCGCUGUCACCGGAGGACUUAACCGAGUCCGAGUGGUUCUAUUUGAUGUGUGUCUCCUUCUCUUUUCCUCCCGGAGUAGGGUUACCAGGGAAGGCAUAUGCAAGGAGGCAGCAUGUAUGGCUUACAGGUGCAAAUGAGGUUGACAGCAAAACCUUUUCAAGAGCUAUUCUUGCCAAGAGUGCUCGCAUACAGACUGUGCUUUGUAUUCCUCUUCUUGAUGGAGUCGUUGAACUCGGCAGUACAGAAAAGGUCCAAGAGGAUCUAGGGAUGGUCCAACAUGUCAAAACCUUCUUCACUGAUAGUCACAACCAAAAUCCUCCCCCGCCAAAACCUGCUCUCUCCGAACACUCUACUUCCAACCCCGCCACCUCCUCGGACCACACCCGCUUCCGCUCUCCUUCCAUUCCUCCCAUGUACGCCGCGGCAGACCCUCCAGUAAACGCUAACCAAGAGGACGAUGAUGAUGAAGAUGAAGAAGAAGAAGAAGAAGAAGAAGAAGACGACGAAGAAGAACCCGAAUCAGACUCCGCCGAAACGGGUCAAAACAGCCGCCAAGUCCCCGCACAAGACACUCAAGCAGUAGCAGCCGCAGCGGAGCCAAGCGAGCUAAUGCAGUUGGAAAUGUCUGAAGAUAUCAGGCUAGGGUCCCCAGACGACGCAUCAAAUAACUUGGACUCAGAUUUCCAUAUGCUAGCCGUGAGUCAAACCGGGAACCCAGCGGACCAGCAGAGGCGAGCCGAGUCGAGUAGGAAGUGGGCAAUGCUACAGGAACCAACGGGGAGUAGCCUUCAACCACCAUGUUCAGGGCCCCUUCCAUUGGAUGAACUGUCUCAAGAAGACACCCACUAUUCUCAGACUGUCUCCACCAUCCUCCAAAACCAACCCUCUCGUUGGGCCGACUCAUCGUCAACAGGGUACCCCACCUACUCCGCCCACUCAGCAUUUGCCAAGUGGACAACCCGUUCGGACCACCACGUCCACGUGGCAGUCGAAGGCACGUCCCAGUGGCUCCUCAAGUACAUUCUAUUUAGCGUGCCAUUCCUCCAUAGCAAAUACCGCGACGAGAACUCCCCAAAGUCACGUGACUCCGACGCCGCCGCUCGGUUCCGCAAGGGAACCCCUCAGGACGAGCUCAGCGCCAACCACGUGCUCGCAGAACGGCGACGACGCGAGAAGCUCAAUGAGCGGUUCAUUAUAUUAAGAUCCUUGGUUCCGUUCGUUACUAAAAUGGAUAAAGCUUCCAUACUCGGGGACACCAUAGAGUACGUGAAACAGUUGCGUAAAAAGAUUCAAGAACUGGAGACACAUAACAGGCAAAUGGAAGCUGAUAAACAACGAUCGAGAUCAGAGGAUUCACCGCAGAGAACGAGCAGUUUCAAAGAUCAGAGAAGUGGGGUGACGGUAUCAGAGCGGGCGCGAUCGGUGGGCCCGGGGACAGGGUCGGACAAAAGGAAGAUGAGGAUAGUGGAAGGGAGCGGCGGUGGAGCGAAGCCGAGGACCGUGGAGUUGUCGCAGGCGAUGGAAGAGACGUCGGUGGAGGUGUCAAUAAUAGAAAGCGACGCGUUGUUGGAGUUGCAAUGCGCGUAUAAGGAAGGGCUGUUGCUUGAUAUAAUGCAGAUGUUGAGGGAACAGCUCCGGAUAGAGAUAACGGCGGUUCAGUCUUCUUUGAAUAAUGGGGUGUUUGCAGCGGAGUUGAGAGCCAAGGUGAAGGAUAAUGUCAACGGGAAGAAGGUGAGCAUAACGGAGGUGAAGAGGGCAAUAAAUCAAAUAAUACCUCAAUGCUAAGUUUUUGAAUGUAGAUUAUUUAACCGAAAACUGACUUUUUAGUUAACAGUGUACAAUUUUUUGUUUUCGAGGAGGGUGAUGCGGUCAUUUCUUAACUGUAAUAACCUCUAAUGUAACAUAAAAUGAAAUGAAAUGAAAUGAACGGAGACAUGAUGUACCAAUUCCAAGUUGCUCUC